Molecule: messenger RNA, 3911 nt
Organism: Zingiber officinale
Lineage: Eukaryota; Viridiplantae; Streptophyta; Magnoliopsida; Zingiberales; Zingiberaceae
Product: disease resistance protein RGA2-like
Exons: 6
Coding region: 1-3555 (1184 amino acids)
Biological process (GO): defense response to other organism
Molecular function (GO): ADP binding
Source: RefSeq, a predicted model, not a curated record
AUGGUCGGAAGGCAAUUCAAAUUCGUUAAGGAAACGCUCGGCGUUAGUUUCGUCGAAACGGCUGACCAUGGUCAUAUACCAAAGGCCGGGGGAAGGACCGGAGGGCUGCGAAGUGCUAGCCAUCACCGGGACAAUAAAGGAAGAGCCGAGGAAAGAAGAUUGAGAGGGUUGGAGAAGAAGACGGAAACUACAGUGAACCAGUGCAAAGAUCACCAAAAAAGAAGAAAUCAAAAGAACGCAGAGAUAGGAAGGGGCUUACUGGGAGCAAAGUGCGAGGGAGAGGGCCGAGUGUUUAUCGGAGCACCAAGGCAAGCGGAUGCUGGGAGGAUGGUCGCGAAAGAAGUCGCCAAAAACGCAAAGGCAAAGCUUCUAAUUGGCAAUGCCCUCUAUCGACAAUUGGUGGUGGUGCCAGAACUGGAGUGGUCGAUGAAACCCGAUCAGGUGGCCACAACCAAAGGUGGUGCUAGAUGGCUAGAUGUAUCGAGGGUUAGCGGUGGAUGGGUAGGGCACCGGCUGUGGGGGCUUACGGGUAGCAGGUGCAUCAAUAGACUUCUGCUCGGGGGCGACGUCCAAGGAGGAAAGGUUCUGACUGGCGAUGCCCUCUCUCGGCAAUUGGUGGUGGUGCUAGAACUGGAGUGGUCGAUGAAACCCGAUCAAGUGGCCACGACCAAAGGUGGCGCUAGAUGUAUCAGUAAGUUGCGACGGAGUGGAGAAGGGUACCGGUGUCAAACGAAGAUACGCGGCCGCAACAUCGCAGAUCUUGCUUCACACAGAGGGGCGGGGUUGGAUGGAUUUAUCGUUGACUUCCUACCAAGUUGGCCAUUUGUCGUAAGAUAUGUACUGGUUUGGUCGAUUGAUUUGCAGAGAAACAGAAAUGGCGUCUACGGUGGUGAACUUGGUGCUGGGGAAGCUUGGCGAACUUGCUUCCAGCGAGGUCGCCGGCCUCCUCAACGUGGGUGCAGAGAUCGCGUCGCUGACGGAAACACUGGCACUGAUUCAAUCCCGUCUCAGAGUGCCGACCAGAAACCCAGAUCCGAGCAAAGCCACUCUUUGCAGGAGUGGAUGAGACAGAUCCGGAACUUGGCGUUCGAGAUGGAGGACCUGGUGGACGAAUACGCGACGCGGCUAGGCCGCGCUUCAGCCUCCGGCGGCCGGAAGAGCUGUCUCCGACGCAUCGCCGCCUUCCCCUCCCGGAUCCUCACUCGCCAUCGGCUCGCGAGCCGUCUGCAGGACAUCCAUACCAGAUUUCAAGAUUUAUGCAAACAAACGUCGCAACUUGGCAUCCAAGCUCCGUCCUCCUGGCCCACCUCCUCUUCAUCCUCUUACUCCUCUUCCUCUGCGGCUGACGCAAGGCUUGCUCGAAGAUUUGAACUAGAAGAAGACAUUGUCGGUUUUGAUGAAGAUAUGAGAGACAUCAAAAGGCAACUGUUUGACAGUAGUUCAACAGAUCGCGUUGUCCUUUCGGUUGUUGGUCCUGGGGGUUUGGGCAAAACAACGCUGGCUAAUAAGAUCUACAAGAGCGCAGAUGUCAAAAACUAUUUCCAGUGCAAGGCAUGGGUGUCCGUGUCACAGAAGUAUGGGGUCAAAGAACUCUUGUGCAGCAUUGUGAAGCAAGUGUUCGACUUCAAGGAUGAGCAAGUAAAAGGUAUGGAAGAACUAGAGAUGAAGGAAAAGUUGUCCGAGCACUUGCGCGACAGAAGGUAUUUAGUCGUGAUGGAUGAUAUUUGGCAGGUGGCAGCUUGGAACGCCAUUAAAGGAGCUUUCCUAAAAGAAUCGGCAGGAUCCAGAGUGUUGCUGACCACGCGCAAGAUGAACGUUGCGAACAUUGCAGAUGUUCCUCCACACGAGUUGAAAUUUUGGAAUGUCGAAGAGAGCUGGAAUUUGUUCUGCAGGAAAGCUUUCCGCACAGCAUGCUGCCCGCCAGAGUUUGAGCGAUUCAAGGAAGAUAUCUUCAGAAAAUCUAAAGGGCUGCCUCUUGCCAUUGUGGUACUCGGAGGAAUUUUGAGAGGUACAAGUCAAGCUAGUGACUGGAGGAAAAAGCUGGAUUAUAUUUCUUAUGAAUUCAGAGAAGGAGAAGACCAAAUCCAAAGUAUAUUAGCUCUCAGUUACCAUGAUCUUCCGCAUCAUUUGAAGCCUUGCUUCCUCUAUUUUGCAGCCUUUCCUGAGGACUAUAGCAUUUGGGCAGACAGGAUAACACAUUUAUGGAUCGCUGAGGGUUUCAUACAAACGAAGGACAAAGUGGAUCAAACAAUGGAGGACCUCGCGGAGGCAUAUUUGAAGGAUUUGACUGACAGGUCCAUGUUACAAAUGGAAACAAUUGGUUUUUAUGCAAGGCUAGUUCGCAUUCAUGAUCUUCUUCUUGAUCUAGCACGUCAUGAAGCUCGUGAGCUUAACUUCUUCAGGUCCAUUGAUGACAUAGGUGACGAUCCAAGAUCUUUACGGCGUCUCUGUGUCACCGAAAAUGUCAACGACCAUGUCUCGUUGAACUGUUCUACCAAUAAACUACGGUCACUUGUAAUUUAUCCGAAUGAAGGUUUUCAGACAACACUGGCAGUUACCGUCGCCGGAGCAAAGUUCCUCAGGGUCUUGGAUUUGAUAGAACUACCGAUUGAACAGUUUCCAAAGGAGAUUGGGGACUUGAUCCUCUUAAGGUAUCUAAAUUUGAGCAGAUCAAAACUGAAGGAGCUGCCUUCAUCCAUUGGAAACCUCAUCCACUUACAGACUUUCAAUAUACAAUUUACUGAGAUUCAACGUUUACCGGAUGCAUUUUGGAAAAUCCGAACACUGAGACAUGUAUUCCUCAAUGAGAAGAAUACGAGCAUGCCUAAUUCGACAUACUGCUCGGAAGACAUUCAGACACUAGCGAAUAUUUCAAGUGGUCCAUGGGUAUGUGAUGGUGUACUGGAGAAGCUGAGAAAUCUUCGAAGAUUGUUUUUGAGAAACAUGUCCAGCUCUGAUGAGGAUGCUUUAGCCAAUGCAGUCCAGAACCUUUCCCGGCUCGAGAUGUUGGCAUUGAUUGGAGAAUCCUUGCCGGUGAGCCUCCUAACUUCAUCUUGCUACCAUCAUAUUCAGAUUAUGGAUUUGGCAGGACCAUUGGUAAGACCUGCAAGGAUUCACGUAGAGGCGGAAAAUUCCAGGAUAUUUUCCAACCUGAUCUCUCUUGCUAUUGUGAACACAAGGUUGGAAAAGGAUGAAGAUAUUGCAUUGCUCUCAUCUCUAGCAAACCUGGAGAAUCUUCUUGUGUGUCUUGAUGCAUUUGUAGGAAGAGUUUUGGUGUUUCCAAAGGGAGGUUUUCCUCGUCUCCAAGGGAUCGUACUGUAUAGAGUGAGCACCUUGGAGCAGUGGGAAGUGGGAGAGGGAGCAAUGCCUCUCCUUCAGCAUCUAAGACUUUGUGGCUGCAUAAAUAUGAGAAUGCUACCAGAGGGACUUGUAAGAUUGACUGAGCUCAAACAAAUUGAAAUAAAGGGAAUGAAAAUGAUAGAGAGAAGGGUCAACAAGGAUACUGGAGAAGAUUAUCACAAGAUCAAGCAUGUUCCUUGCAUUGUAAUAAAUUGAAGGAAGGGCGAUGACAAUAUCUGACGUCACCCAAAAAUUAAUCAGGAGGAACAAGUCUUGCUAGAAGCUGAAGGUCCUUUGAUGGCCGUCGUCGUAAUUGUUUCCCGAUUUAUUCUGCUGGCGGAUAUAAAAUUUACUUAAGACCAUAUUUGAUCACUCCAGACUCACGUUACGAGCCUAAUUAAUCAUUAAAGGUCCUUUGUAACAGACAGAAGUCUAAAGUGCACACAGAGUUGGACAACCACUCACUCUGUGUGCUAACAUUGGCGUACCUUUUUAUACUAUGUAUUGUGUUAAAUUGUCAAUUUCGAAACAAUUAAUACUAAUCUUGAAUAAGGUAAGUUUGUUUUAUGUUA